Molecule: messenger RNA, 1864 nt
Organism: Theileria parva strain Muguga
Lineage: Eukaryota; Apicomplexa; Aconoidasida; Piroplasmida; Theileriidae
Exons: 1
Coding region: 1-1803 (600 amino acids)
Source: RefSeq, a predicted model, not a curated record
AUGAGAACACUUUCAGUCUCAAAAUGGAUUUUAUUAUCCUUAUUAAUUUCCCGGCUCUGUGGUGCUAUAACUAAAGGAGAUUCCGAAGGUCCAGCCACUGGGGAAUGUAAACAGCCUGAAAAACCUGAUUUAGGUCUUGACUCAACUAGUGGAAACCCCGUAGAAGGAGUUGUUCAAACUUCUGAUGAUACCACUAUCGAUAACUCCCAAGAUACACGAAAAUCCGAACAUUCUAAAGAUCAGCAUUCAUCAGGAGACCAUCCAGAAGAUAAUGAGAAAGAGUAUGAACAACUUUCACAAAGUGUAGAACCAACUGAACUAACGGAUCUUUUUUCUGAACGUAUAUUCUUUAAAGCAGUAAAACUUGACCUUGACAUUGAAAGGGAUACCGCUGAUUUUUACUAUAAAAAGGCUAAAGGCCAGUCUUCGUACACCCCAAAGCUAGGUCGAGUCUUUGACAAAGUGGUAGUUUCAGUUCCUUAUGUUUCCCCAGUAGUUAUCUGGGAGUCAAAAACAUUAGCCGAGUGUGCCAGUCAAGUUUCAGUGUUUAGUUUAAAGAAUUUACUACUGGUUUCUGUAAAUAUUUUUAUGCUUGACGGUAGUAAAAAGGUUUUUAGAAGGUAUUUAACAGAAUCCAAGUGGAAAGAUGUUACAUUUCCAGAAAACGUUCAACUAUUAACAACCGAUAAAGAUGGUAAAGAGGUUGAGUUGGACCCGAGUAAUUAUAUAUUAAAUCCUCACUGUCUAUACGAAUAUUCAUACACUUUUAAUCUCAGUCCAUAUUCCAAAUGUACUGAGAUAAGACAUAAAAACAAUACUGUUUGGAAAUACGGUGAAAAAUACAUCAGUUCCGACGGGAACUAUGUAACUACUUCUUUUUAUCCCACUUCUAUUUCGUAUAUUCUAAGAUUUACUUUUGAUGAAUAUUACAGAGUAGAAAAGGAACUUCACGAUUUCAGAAUCUCGUUCAGUGAUGGUUCCUAUCUUGACUCCUCUCUAGAAAAUAAAGAGUGGAAACAAAUAUACUAUAUAUGGACGCCGAUGACUCUCCCAUUUCCAUUAAAUGCUGGUACUGCAAUUCCUCUGGAUGUAACUUUCGGAGAAAGUACAGAUCAGUUUGACUAUGAAUACUAUUUCUGUUCCAAUACUGGAUACAGUGAUUUUACAAUAUUUACAGCUAAAUUUGAUUAUAAGUUCAGUUCCGUUAGGGAGCAAACCCGUCUUAUUUGGGAUAAUUCUAAUGAUCCAUCUGAGUUUUCCACAAAAGUAGUGGCUCAAACUUCUAUUAAAUUUCCAGAUCAAGCUAAACAAGUGACAAUACACACCAAUAAGGGGAAUCGAAUAUUUUACAGGCAAAGGGGCAAAGAAAAAUGGAUAAACGCAAAAGACAACCUUGCAACCUAUUAUCCUGGGUUCACGGUUAUGACCCUCAAUGAUGAUAAAUCAACUAGUGUAAAUGAUACCAGCAAGUAUAAUGUUGAGUAUGAUAUUUCUCUAGUUAUUUACAGAUUUAAACGAGGUGUCAAAUGCGUCGAAGUAAGAUUUGACAACAGACUGGUAUGGAAACAUGAUGUUGGAUUGUACGGAGACAAAUAUCCCAAGUAUGUUUCUUUUAACAAUGUAUCCAAUAACAUUCGCCUUCUUAUAAAUGAUACAUUGUACUUUUAUAGCCUGCAAGAUCUUGAAUGGAAGAUGAUAUUUCAAAUACCAAAUAACUUAGUUCGAAAAACUUUUAAAACAAAACCCGGUUUCUUCAAACUUUAUUUGAUGGAUUUUAUACAAAAAAAUUUCCCUCAAGGUUAAAAAUAAUUGUAUGGGUUUUUACAACUUCAAGCGUAACACACUUUUUGCUCGAAGAAAUGAA